Messenger RNA from Apis dorsata (giant honeybee), 785 nucleotides. RefSeq lists its product as uncharacterized. The transcript has 3 exons. Lineage: Eukaryota; Metazoa; Arthropoda; Insecta; Hymenoptera; Apidae. The record is from RefSeq and is a predicted model, not a curated record.
UUCUUCAAAACAAUAGAAGGGACAUAUUUUCGUCACUAUUAUCUGUUUUAAACAUAUAGCUUAUUCAAAGCCGAAGAUCGUAAGCAUGAUAUAAUAAUAAAAUUUUAAAUUAUAUCAACAAUGUCUCAUAAAUAUUGUAAGACAUCAUAAACAAUUAUUUUAUUCUUAACAUUUACAAUUGUCUUAAAAAUUUUACUAUAUUAAAUAUAUAGUUCGAAUUGCUUCAGCGAAAUGAAACUAUACAAUUUAUAUGUAGCAUAUAAUUCAAGUAAGUUGAUUGAUUGAUGUAACGCGAAUCAGCUCGUUAAGUAUCACAAAUAUAGUUGCCGCGAUUAUUGGUGAACGCAUGAGAUGAAUUCACGGAGUUAAAAAUGAUCGAUAAAAAAGUGAAUCAUAGUCUGGUAAUUAGAAACAGUACAGUAUAUACAGUAUGAAAAUGCCCGUUGUACAACAGCUUCAUUCAUUGUACGUCUCUUCGAAUGAACGAACGAACGUCGUCUGUUGUGAUCUGCGAACCCACCCCGGUUACCAUGGAAUCAUCAUUCCGCGAGGUGGGGCGCAUGUGGCAGCUACACUCGGGCAACUUCGUAGUGUCAAGGAGUUUUCUUCGCAGUACGCGUUCAUUCGUUGAUGGGGUUGUUGUGAACGAGAAAAAGAAGAAAUAUGACUACAAAACUUCUCAAUUUAACGCUGUAAAUGAUCCAUCUGGAUUUUGACAAGCUCGCAUUCCUUCAAUAAUGGAUUUUUUAUCAACACGACUUAAAUCAUCACCAAGAAUUAAAAGA